Molecule: messenger RNA, 2683 nt
Organism: Pungitius pungitius (ninespine stickleback)
Lineage: Eukaryota; Metazoa; Chordata; Actinopteri; Perciformes; Gasterosteidae
Gene: slc35a3a
Product: solute carrier family 35 member A3a
Exons: 8
Coding region: 439-1512 (357 amino acids)
Biological process (GO): pyrimidine nucleotide-sugar transmembrane transport
Cellular component (GO): Golgi membrane
Molecular function (GO): UDP-galactose transmembrane transporter activity
Source: RefSeq, a predicted model, not a curated record
GCCGCGUCGCUAAUAACACGUAGAAUAAAACCAGUACACGGAAGUCGUUCCCGGAUCUCACAUGCUGGGGAUUUUUGUUUGUUUUCUGCCCCUUGCGCGGACUUCCGCGAGGUAGUUUACUUUUCCCUUCGGUCGAUAGCUGAGACUCGGGCGGGCGGAACGAUGGAGCGGUUUUUGCGGAAGCCCCGGUAGGAGACGGCGGAGUUCCGAGUGGAUAUUCAGCCCCGGGGUCGAUGUGACGCCAGCCCGGGACUGCUGUUGUGACAGCUGGGUUGAGCCUCCCGAGCACCUGGUGUCCGUGUGCCCGACGGACAGAGACACGGAGACACGGAGACGCAGAGAGCUGCAGGAAGGUGGUGCUUAUAGAGACAAAUCAUAGUAGCUUCAAAAAAAGCUCCAUCGGACCGUAAAGGAAGAGCCUCACACCGACCACGGGUCAUGGCCUCUGCCCGGCUCAAGUACCUCUCUCUGGGCGUGCUGGUGUUCCAGACCACGUCCCUGGUGCUCACCAUGCGGUACUCCCGCACCCUGCAGGCCGAGGGCCCGCGGUACCUGGCCUCCUCGGCUGUGGUGGUGGCCGAGAUGAUGAAGAUCCUCGCCUGCGUGCUGCUGGUCUUCAAGGAGCACAGUGAGUGCGCGCUGAUGCAAGUUGUCCCGAUAGCGAUCGUCAUCAUUUUGCGGUUUAACCUGACCCAGAAACAUUACAGCAUGCGAGCUCUGAACGCCAUUCUGCGGCAGGAGAUCGCCCACAAGCCGAUAGAGACGCUGAAGCUGGCCAUCCCCUCUGGGAUCUACACCCUGCAGAACAACCUGCUGUACGUCGCCCUGUCCAACCUGGACGCGGCCACCUACCAGGUGACGUACCAGCUGAAGAUCCUGACCACGGCCCUGUUCUCUGUGUCCAUGCUGGGCCGCCGGCUGGGCGUCUACCAGUGGCUCUCGCUGCUGGUUCUCAUGGCGGGAGUGGCCCUCGUGCAGUGGCCCUCGGAGUCCGCGGCGGCGGCGGCGGCGCCUCCCCCCGAGAAGGACGCCCCCCCCUCGGGCUCCCAGCUGGUGGGCGUGGCGGCGGUUCUGGUGGCGUGCUGCUCCAGCGGCUUCGCCGGCGUCUACUUCGAGAAGAUCCUGAAGGAGAGCAAGCAGAGCGUCUGGAUCCGCAACAUUCAGCUCGGGCUUUUCGGCCUGGUGUUCGGCCUCUUUGGGAUGCUGGCCUACGACGGAGACAGGGUGAGGGAAUCGGGGAUGUUCCAGGGUUACAACGCGGUCACCUGGGCCGUGGUGGCGCUGCAGGCGCUGGGGGGUCUGGUCAUAGCGGCGGUCAUCAAGUACGCAGACAACAUCCUCAAGGGCUUCGCCACGUCGCUGUCCAUCAUCCUGUCCACGCUCAUAUCCUACUUCCUGCUGCAGGACUUCGACCCCACCGGCGUGUUCUUCGCUGGGGCCAUUCUGGUCAUCGCGGCCACUUUCCUCUACGGCUACGAAGGCCGGGCGGCCCCCAACCCCAGCAGGGCGUAGGACACUCGGUGGGGGGCGGGGGGGCGCCUGACAGCGACGGGCCUCACACGCCACGCGGGGCCUCAGCGGAGGGACGAGCCACUAGGAGAGAGAGAGAGAGAGAGAAACGCGGCGAUGCCGUAGAUCCGGAGAGAGAUUUUUGGCUGCUGGUCUUCGGUCACAUUCCCUCAACGACUGGAGCCCGAAGAGGCAGAUGUUUGUGGAGCGGGUGGUGCGACUCUCAUCCACCUCCCUGAGGUGCAGCGCUUAAGACACUUGACACUCUUGUUUUUGUCCCACUUUGAGGUCUGAAAAAACACACCCCUUUUUUUAGGCCAUUUUUUCCCUUAAAAACUCUCCUCUCGCCGUAGUUUCCUCUCAGGGUCACGCAGGGGCACAAUUAGACCUCCAUUCACAACGCAUUCAGUGGGGGAAAAUGACCUGCAUUUGCACACGUGUGGCCGUGCCCUGAAGCCACUUCCGACGGCACAAGCUACAACCGCGCCGGGGGCCCGACUGGGCCUUCUCCCGCAGGCUCACGAUGCGAAAAAGAGAAAAUUCACUUCUCCUUCUACACCGGCCGCAUCGUUCACCGUGACUGGUGUCGUUUCCUGAGUGUCGGCUUCCGUGUUACAUUUCACCCAGGUAUUUUUGAAUAACGGCUCUGGUUGCCAGGCAACAAGUAGGCUUUGGGAUGGCUCUGAUUCCGCCCGGUGACAGGACCACGGUGCGGGCGUCUCUGGUGGAGCGGAUGCUUUACCGUCAUCUGUGACUACGGAUCAAAGGAAAUAACUCUAAUUGGAUCGAUCAUCGGGUGAAACAGGGGUUACUCUUUGGAUAUAUAUUUGAUUUCUGAAGCCAUUGUGAUUAUGUGGUGAAGAUUGUUUUGUAUUAUUUGAAAUUGUGUUAACCUGGGGCGUAAAUAAUCACCACCAUUGAAGUUAUUAUCUUAAAUCUAAAUGAGUUGGCUUUUUAAUUUAUUAAUUAGGAUUUCACGUGACUUUUCAAAGCCACUGUUUAUAAACAUCCAGCUCUUUAUUGUCAUGUCAUAACAUUUACUGGUGAUUUACAUCUUGUACGUUCUGUUUUUCUGGUUUGAUUUUAUUUUAUUUUUUAUUGGGAUAACGCGGGUAUAAUAACGAUUAUUUGAUCAACAAUAUCUGAGUGUUACAUAAAAGACAAAUGUUUCUGG